UGCAUUUGACAACAUGUUAUGUCAGUUUCGUGUGUUUUGCUUUCACUGUUGGAUAUUAUCAUCACACCUAUAAACCAAGGAAAACAUCUUGAAUUAGUUUUAAAAAUUAAAAUUGCGGAUCUUCCAAUCAAUUAUAAUAUGAGUUAUCAAGACGAAGAAGAGCAAAUAGGCUAUCAGGUUGGUUCGUUUCCUAAGGAUUUUGGGUAUGGAAACUUUGAUCACGAUGACGGCACAUCGCGCUCUAGCGAUGAUAAACCUAGAAUAUUGCUGAUGGGACUUCGUAGAUCGGGGAAAAGCUCUAUACAGAAAGUGGUUUUUCAUAAAAUGUCUCCAAAUGAAACGCUUUUCCUAGAGUCAACCAACAAGAUUGUCAAAGAUGAUAUAAAUAACAGCAGCUUUGUUCAAUUUCAAAUUUGGGAUUUUCCCGGACAGAUUGAUUUUUUCGAUCCCACAUUUGAUUCUGAUAUGAUUUUCGGUGGAUGUGGUGCACUCGUGUUCGUUAUUGAUGCGCAAGAUGAUUACAUCGAAGCGCUGGCGAAACUCAAUCAAACCGUGACGAAGGCUCAUAAAGUCAAUCCUAGAAUAAAAUUUGAAGUUCUUAUACAUAAAGUUGAUGGAGUUAGCGACGACUUCAAAAUGGAAUCACAGCGAGAUAUUCAUUCGAGAGCAACUGAUGAUUUAGCAGACUCUGGUCUGGAAGGAGUACAUUUAAGUUUUCAUUUGACGUCUAUUUAUGAUCAUUCGAUCUUUGAGGCGUUCUCAAAAGUGGUUCAAAAAUUAAUUCCUCAACUUCCAACGCUAGAGAAUUUGCUGAAUAUUUUCAUAUCGAACUCUGGAAUUGAAAAAGCUUUUCUGUUUGACGUCGUUUCUAAAAUCUACAUUGCGACUGACUGCUCACCUGUGGACAUGCAAAGCUACGAGUUAUGUUGUGAUAUGAUCGAUGUUGUAAUAGAUUUAUCUUGUAUCUAUGGCUCAAAAGAUGAUCCAGACGUUCCUGCAUUCGACAAUCAAAGUUCUAGCCUGAUUAAAAUGAAUAAUAGUACGGUGUUAUAUUUGAGGGAAGUAAAUAAAUUCCUCGCACUUGUUAGUAUAAUUCGGGAAGAGAAUUUCUCCCGGCAGGGAGUUAUCGAUUAUAAUUUCCUAUGCUUCAGAGAAGCUAUCUCACAGGUUUUUGAAUUGAGGAUGAAAAAUCAGAAAAUGGAAUCCGCAGAACAAAAUCAGGCUCUUGAGAACGAAUAUCAUGAAUCGGUUUCAUUAAACGGCAAUGCUUCUCAAGCAUUAGAACAUCAUUUGAAUAACACACUUGUGUCUUAGACCAGUGUCCGUUUUAUUUAAUUUUUAGAUCCUGUAUAUCUGAGCUUGAUUUUAUUGAUAUAUUUUAUUAACUGUCCGAAAUAAAGUUUACAUGUUACUUUUUGUUUCUAUUGCGCUAAA
Messenger RNA from Toxorhynchites rutilus septentrionalis, 1434 nucleotides. RefSeq names its product ras-related GTP-binding protein C (gene RagC-D). Gene Ontology annotation, biological process: cellular response to starvation; regulation of autophagy; cellular response to amino acid stimulus. The record is from RefSeq and is a predicted model, not a curated record. NCBI's taxonomy places the organism in Eukaryota, Metazoa, Arthropoda, Insecta, Diptera, Culicidae. The transcript has 4 exons. Gene Ontology annotation, molecular function: GTP binding; GTPase activity. The coding region runs from base 19 to 1314 and encodes 431 amino acids. Gene Ontology annotation, cellular component: Gtr1-Gtr2 GTPase complex; lysosome; nucleus.